AUGGUUACCACGGGAUGUAAGAGUGGAUUGUUAAUGGGGUUCGGCGCUGCGGCAGUGGUGGUGGGAGCUGUUAUGGCGGUAUUUUGGCCGCCGAUAUUCAUAACACAAUUACAACGGAUGAUGGUCCUAACCAAUGAAUCUAUGUCCUUCGAAAUCUGGCGAGAGACUCCAAUCCCCAUGUAUCUGGAGUUCUUCUUCUUUAACAUCACCAACGUAGAUGAGAUGAAGUCAGGAAACAAGGAUAUCAAACUGAAAGUGGAACAAGUCGGGCCUUAUGUUUUCAGAGAAUCUCAUAUAAAGACUAACCUGACGUGGAAUGACAACAGCACUAUUACCUUCUACAACCAGCGGCAUUGGUACUUUGAGGAGCACAAGUCAGUCGGCUCCUUAUCAGAUGUGAUCACCAGCGUCAAUCCUAUCGUUGUCACAGUGGGGUACGUAAUGCGUCAUCGGUCUUUUGAAUUGAGAGCAGCCCUUGACUUCAUCCUGCGAGGAGUCCACGAAAAUAUGUUUUUAUCAGCCAACGUCUCGUCUUGGAUAUUCGACGGUAUAGAGGACCCGAUAUUGAGCCUGGCUGCUGACCUGCCAGAUCUACCAUUCGUAGUACCUUAUGAUAAAUUUGGAUGGUUUUAUGGGCGUAACGGUUCCAUUGAAUUUGACGGCUCCUUCAACAUGAAUACCGGUGCUGGUGACUUCUCACAGUUGGGCAACGUGGAACAGUGGCGGUAUAGCAACAGAACCGACUAUAGGGACGAGUGUGGGGCAGUUAGAGGAUCUACUGGAGAGUUAUGGGCCCCAGAGUAUGGACAAGAGGUGGUUUAUGUGUUCUCUUCGGAUCUUUGCUCAUUCAUACAACUGAGCAAGGUAGGCGACGUCACUGUCCAGGGCAUCGACGGUGUUCGGUACGCAGCCAACGCAACGACUUUUGACAACGGACACCACUACCCACAUAUGGCAUGUUUCUGCGAUGGGCCGGUGUCGGACCCCGACUGCCUGCCGCCCGGCGCCCUCAACGUGUCUCAGUGCCGGUUCGGAGCCCCCGCCUUCGUGUCCUUGCCGCACUUCCUGCUCGCCGACCCUUACUACCCUAGCAAGAUCGAAGGCUUGAACGCUACUGAGGAUAUGAACUUCGGACUGACGCUUGAGAUGUUCACCGGCAUGCCCCUGGGGGUGUCGGCGCAGUUGCAGAUCAAUUUGUUAGUUCGUCACUAUGGGGGACUCACCAUCAACAACCAGUUGCCUGACAACGACACGCUGGUGCCGAUGUUCUGGUUCCGCCAAGAGAUGGAGACGACGGAGGAGUACGCCGGAGUGGCGAGGUUCGCGCUGCGCAUGAGGUACUGGAUACCCUACGCGUUCUACGCCCUCACUGCAAUUGGUGUAGCUCUCCUAGGAACAGGUAUAGCAGUUUUAUUAUUGAAAUUGCUGAAGUCUUCUGAAAGUUCACCGAUACUGCCCGAGGAGGAGAAUACGGCUAGGGACUAA
This is a messenger RNA of Arctia plantaginis, 1485 nucleotides long. Lineage: Eukaryota; Metazoa; Arthropoda; Insecta; Lepidoptera; Erebidae. The record is from the annotation of a GenBank genome assembly.